Messenger RNA from Cercocebus atys (sooty mangabey), 5270 nucleotides. RefSeq lists its product as uncharacterized. NCBI's taxonomy places the organism in Eukaryota, Metazoa, Chordata, Mammalia, Primates, Cercopithecidae. The transcript is spliced from 3 exons. The coding region runs from base 918 to 1424 and encodes 168 amino acids. The record is from RefSeq and is a predicted model, not a curated record.
UACAGGUGUGAGCUACCUCAUCCAGCCUGGAUGUGUGGUUUAAAAGAAUCCAGAGAACAAACAAAAGGCCUAACAAAUUUGGGCAGUGCAGACAUGGGCCACCUGCAGGUGAGAGCAAUAGGUGCCCGGAGGACAGCCCAUGUCUAUGGCUUCAGGAAAGUCUCAUGGGAAAAAUGAGGCUUUGAAGUAUGAAUGAGUAGGUGAGGGGCAAGUGUGAUCGUAGGUGGAGAAAAAGAAUGGGUGAGAAAAUUCAAAUAGACAUAUUUGAAGACAGUUCACUGGGCAGAUUAACUGGUGAAAAGGAAGGUAUGAUAUCACUUAUGUUGGUUAUCACUGGAUCAUUCUUUCAGUCAACAAAUAUUUAUUGCUCACCUACCAAGUGCCAGGCACUAUAUUAGAUACUAGGGACCCAGCAGUAAAUAAAUCAUGCGCCCUAAAAAGUAAGGAGUGUUGCUCUGAUUCAGCUCCGGCAGCAAAGCUCGGCUCUUCAUUUCUGCCUACAGAGAGGAUUCCCAUUUCAGGCCAUUCCUGCGUGCAGACACACCUGCCCUCCCCCUGCCAUUGCACAGCUCCUCUGAUGCGAGGGCAGACACAGGAGACCGGUGAUCGUCUCUGCUUGAAUAAAUUACCGCCCCAUCAUCUUCAUGCAUAAAACAUGGCACAGGAGGCUAGGGCAGCCCAGCACAGCAGCUGCCUUCGGGCCAGUCGGGAGUUAAGGGAAGGAAAGGCAAGACAAGUUACAAGAUAAAAGAAGUGAACGGAAGCCUCAAAUACUUUUUUUUUUUUUUUAAAGAAAAGAAAAAAAGAGGGGGUGUUUUCUUUUUCAAUUUUUUACGUCUGGACUUAACUUCCGUGAUCGCUGCAAGACCCUUUUGUUCCCUUGCCAUGAGCAGGUUUUAGGCCGCUCUCUUGGGACCAUGGUGUUACCUUCGCGAUUACACUGGAUCAGAAACAGGCCAUGGAGGGACAGGAUCCGGAGGCGCCAGCUCAACCGAAAAACUGAGUCUGUAAUCUGUCAAGUAAAGAAGCUUACUUGGCUCGUGCUUCUGCAGGCUGUACAUGAAGCCUCGUACCAGCAUCUGCAUCUGGUGAAGUCUUGCUGGUCAGACUGCUUCCGCUCAAGGCAGGAGGUGAAGGAAAGCCAGCUCUGUAGAGCUCACAGGGUCCCUCCAGGAGAUCAAUGUGGAGAUGUCUACAGCAGUUGGAAGAACAGGUCUGCAGCCCGGGAGAAAAGCCUGGGCAUGGAUGGAAAUGUGGAGUCAUUGACAGACGAUACAGUUGAAGCCGUGGGGGUGCCUAAGAUCACCGAGAAGGAAGAUGGGGAGGGCAGGGAGGAAGCGCCAGGAGUGCAAGGUGUCUGGGGAAGAAGAGUAAGGUCAGAAAGCAUAGGACUUUUAGAGAGGCCAAAGGAAAAUGAAGAAUAAUUAUAAAAAUAAUGAUAUCCUGCAUAUUAGUAAAGUGAAACUUCAUUUGAUCGUAUCUUGCUUAUUACAUACAUAGGGAAAACUCACUCAUUUUAUUUAUGGUUACAUUUUUCAGUAUGUCACAUUUACAAAACUGACCAAGUGAGAAUUUGUUGUAGUACUGAGUGCCCAUGGUGGACCAGUCAGUGUCAGUGUUGAGGAUAUGAAAAUGAAUCAGCAGGGCCUUUGUGCUCACUUAUUCAACCCACAGGAUAAGACCAAGAGUAUCAGAGAAGUAACCUCCUCUGAGAAGCAGACCACUACUCUGGUGGACAAGGAGAUCCAGCUUACCAUGUAGACACAGAAUAUCCUCUGUUCAUGGUAUUUGCCUUUAAUCGCUUUUUCUUUAUCUAUUGAAGAUGUUAAGAUACUGGCUCUUCUCUCCAGUAUUAAGAAGACUAAUUAAUAAUAAUAAUAAUAAAAGUCCAUGUCACCAUAGCCAAAACAGAAAACAGAGCAGAAACUUGGUGAAGUUAAUCAAAUAAUUGCUGCAGGCCCUUGGCUAUGGAGAACUCUCCCUGCUUUUGGUUGAGCAAGAGAGCCUCUCAGAGCCUGGCACUGGGAUUCACACAGCGUUCCCUUCCAGGGCCACAGGGUCCCAGCAGCAGCACCACACAGCAUUUGAGCUCCAGUCCUCUAGGCUUUCAGCCAUGGCACCCUUUGUUUGUUUUUCCCCAAAGCAAAGUGCUGCCUGGCAGCUGAAAAGAGUGCAUGUUUCCUCCUUCUCAAUCCGGCUUCUUAUAUAGCUGUGCUAUAUUUGGCAGCUCAAUCUUACUUCCUGUUCCAAAUGCUUCCUCUUCCUGUGGGUAGAAUUCUCAGAACUCUCGUGGCUCUGGUAGGUGUUAUCAAAAACUUGUGCAAGGCCACUUGGUGGUACAGUCUGUGCUCCACAGAGCCACCUCCUAGCUCAGUGACUCACCUGUGCCUGGAGGACACAGGGGGUGAACUCUUCAAGAAGGAACAGAGAGUUCCAGGACACCUCUCACUUGAAUUGUGAUGAAGGUUUAUUAAUGAACAAAAAGCAGAGGGAGAUUGGAAUUUGUGGGGAUGAGGUGGCGAGAGAGGUUUGAAAAGGCAGAUGAGACUUUAAGGCCCAAAGGCAAAUACAAUUUACUCCUCAAAGAAAAAGUAGUAAUUAUUUGUUUAAGAUCUAUCUUCCCCUGUAGGCUGUAAGAAUCAUGAGAACCAUGAGAGGCCAUGCCAUUUUUUGUGCAUUGUUUUAACUCUAGUGUAGUGCUGGCUGGUGUUACAGUCGGUGCUUAAUUAAUGACUAUUGAACAAAUGAAUAAAUGAAUGAAUGAAGGCAGAAAGAGGCAUGAGCAUUGAAAAGUAAUCCUUUAAAAACUUAUGUUGGUAUACGGAAAGAGAAAGAAAAACUGUAUAUAUGUUAAUAGUGUUUAUUCUGAGUGGAGGGAUUAGAGAGUAUUCUAAUUGUUUUCCUUUUAUGAUUUUCUGUUAUAGUCUCAUUUUCCUAUAAUUAUUUCUCAUGCUUGUUUAAUAGAAAUAUUUUAAAGUAAGGAUUCAAAAUUUAAAAAGCCUGGAAGGAAAUAUAUAACUUUAGAGCAGCUUUUGUGCUGGGCAUAAAAUUGUAGAGUUUUAUUUUAUUUUCUGAAUGUUCUAUUGCUUUCAUCAUCUGAGAACACUUUUGAAAUGAACAAGUUAGUUAGUCACCAUGGCAGGAGAGCACUAUUGUAGGAGGGCUGGGAUCCCAGAACUCAGUGAUCAUGAAGAAAAUGUCAAGUUAAAGAGAAGAAGGUGAUGUAUAUAACGGCCUAUCUUUUGAUAUAUAUAUAUAUAUAUAUGUCCAUAGGAAUUUUAUUUUUGAAAUGCCCCUUGGAAACACCUGUCACAUUCACCAGAAGCUAAAUUGGUCCUGCAUAAUUUCUUCUUUCCCACUUCUGAGAGGCUAUGUCUCUGACUUUGUUCACAGUUAAGGAUAAUUUUUUUUUUUCAUUGACUGAGAUGAGACAUAGAUUUCUUAUGCUUCUUUCAAAUGAAAACUUAUAAACACCAGCUAUUUGGGGAUAUUUUACAAUUGCACAGAUAGGAAAAUCAGAACACAAAAUAUCAUUGUUGUACAGAUGCUAUGCAGACCUGUGCGGGUGGCUCUAUGACACUUAUGGAUUAAUGGGGAGUUUUGUCAAAUAAAUUGAUUUGUAAUCUGAUGGAGAAACACUUUGAGCUGUAUUUGGUUUGAUUAAGGUGGAACCUAGUUUAGACUACAGACAACCUGGUCUACAGACAACCUGGUCAGAGUCAGCCUCCUAGAUAAAAACCCCAGGGCCUCCUUCAACCUCUGGUGACCAGAACAGUGCGAAGUGUUACUGCAGCAGUAGCCACUCCAAUCCUAUUAGCUCUACCAAAUAGGGAGAUAGGCAGGGAAAUUCUCCUGGUGCAAAGCUAUCAGCUGUAGCUCAAGGGUUAAUUACUACCAUGAUGUUGGGGAUAAUAGAAUGGAUGACACAGCAGAGUGUGUGUGGUCUGUGUGUGUCUGUGUGUGUAGGCUAUUUGAAUACAUUUGGGGUACUAGCUUUUGAUUCAGAUCGUAACAUAUUUGGAUGGUUGGAAACAAAACAACAGGGAAUUAAAAUGUGAGAAUACUAAAGCACCUUAAGGAAGGAACUGGAAAAAUGUCUCCCUUCAAAGACAGCAGAUUUACAUGCACACAUGCGCGCACACGCGCGCGCGCACACACACACACACACACACAAACUAGGUGCCAGUAAAAAAAGAAAAAAAAAGCAUGACUUCUCUCCAAAAACAACCCAUACAAACUCUAAAAGGGCAUCCUUCAAUUUUCUGCCUCCACUCCAGGACAAAUAGUCCCUCAGCAGCCCCUUGCAUAAGGGGAUCUCUCUGAUUGGCCUGCUGAGCAGGGAUACCUGGCUCCUAGAGUCCUGAUGCUGGCUACCGUCAAAUCAGUGCUGUUUGUGGGCGCUCAUCUCCCUUCUUGGCAGGAGAAAACCUGGAGAGGAGGCGACAGGGUGGAGAAAAAUCCAGUACAGGGGGUGAAUGGUGAACAUAAAGGAGAAGCUGUUACCCUCUCCAGGCCAAAGAGAACUGCUGUAGAAAUGCUACGCUGUGACCAAGCAGCAGGGAUUAUGAGGUAUACAGAGACAUUUUUUUAACUUGUGUAAUAUUUAGUUACAUGACUUUGGUGGUCUAAAGCCUGUCUGUGCUUUGUUCUUUUUUUCUGUAUCCAUCCUUCAACAACCGGAUCCUAUCAGUUAUUCCAUUUUAAUUUCCAUCUUUCACUGAGUUUCAGUAUCACUGUGGUUUGUAGGUAUUUUAGCCAGAUUUAGUGCUUUUUUGUGAUAUUCAGAAACUGUCUAUAAGUCUCAGGAAGCUGAGACAAUGAACACAUCACAACUAUAAUUUCCCUUGGCUUGGUUCUACUCAGUUAUUCCUUUUCACUUUGUGCUGCUCAAAUCCCCAUCCAGAUGCACUAUUGUGUGUUUAGGACAUAUAAAAUACCACUGGAGCUGCUUCUAUUUGUACUUUAUUCACACAGUGACAUGACACAUGAAAGAAGAGUGGUAAAUGGUCGGUGAUAACUGAACUGGGGUCAGAUUUAUUAGACUAUUUUUAACAUAUGAAUUCAAAAAUAGUAUUUGAACAAAUAAGUAUCUAAAAUUUGCACUUACCUGUUGGAAAAGCUAAGACUGGAGCACCUUCCACUGAAAGUGUAGAAGUGUUAGGCUUGGAAUAAGGGGUAACGGUACCUUUAAAGGAGAUUAUAGGCCAGGCAUGGUAGCUCAUGCCUGUAAUCCCAGCACUUUGGGAGGCCAAGGUGGGCAGAUCGCUUGA